AUGUCGGAGUCAUCAAGGGACGAGCAAGAAGAACGAAUCCUUCCACGACGAGAGGGAAGAAGAUUGCAUCUAACAAAUGAAGAAUGGCAGAUGAUAGAAAUAGCAAACAGGAAUGUGAAGGUGGAAAACGAAAGGAAAAUGGUUACACAGGCUGAAUCAGAGAGGAGGAGGUUGAUCAAAAAGCAGAGAAAGAUGUCAAAUUCUCAAUCUCAAUCUUCACCUACUGUAGACUUAUCAGAUGCUCAAGAUCAAGGCAUAAAUAUGAACAUGGUUCAUAAUCAGGUCAGUGGUGAUCAUGUUGACUUUGAUGUUGAUAAGGGUAUGGAUAUGUCAGAGGAUGAGGACGAUAUUCCACUUGAUUCUAAGAAAAGAAAAAAGAGGGUAGUGACUUCUAGAUCACCUUGGUCGGACCAUUUUCAUAAAUUUUACUGUGAAAAAGAUAAAGUGCAAAAGGCUAGAUGCAAAUAUUGUACUAGGGAAAUCAAAGCCGAUCCAAAAGUACAUGGAACUAGGCCUUUAAAGAACCACUUUGAAUCUUGCAAGAAUAAACCUCAUGAUGUUUCCACCAAUCAAACGAGAUUGUCUUUUCAAUCAAUUCGUUUAGGCGAAAAAGAGGCCCCGCUUGUCAAUUGGAGAUUUGAUCAAGAGAAAAUUAGAGAGGCUUUGUCUUAUAUGUUGGUUGUAGAUGAGCUCCCAUUUAAAACUGUUGAGAAUUCUGGAUUUAGACAUUUCAUGUCGGUGGCUUGUCCAAUGUUUGCUAUUCCAUCAAGAAGGACAAUAACAAAAGACAUUUUCCAUAUGUAUGUCAAUGAAAGAGCAAAAUUGAAGUCAUUUAUUAAGAAUCAUGCUCAAAGGGUUUGCAUUACAACAGACACUUGGACAUCUAUUCAGAAAGUCAAUUACAUGUGUCUCACUGCUCAUUUUAUUGAUGAUGAAUGGAAUUUACAUAAGAGAAUUUUGAAUUUUUGUCCAAUUAUCGGACACAAAAGUGAAGAAGUUAGUAGAGGUGUUGAGAAAUGUUUGCUUGAAUGGGGUAUUGAUAGGAUUUUUACGAUUACUGUUGAUAAUGCAUCUUCUAAUGAUGGAGCUAUGGUUUAUUUGAAAAAGAAACUUGAAAACUGGGGUCAAAAUAUUUUAGGUGGAAAAUAUGUGCACAUGAGGUGUAUAGCACAUAUAAUGAACCUUGUGGUUCAGGAUGGUUUGAAAGGGAAGGAUGAGCAUGAGGCAAUAUCUCGUAUUAGAGGGGCAGUUAGGUACGUGAGAAACUCUCCGGCUAGGUACAAAAAAUUUCAAGAAUGCGCUGAAUUUAUUGAAACAAAGAAGUUAUUGUCUCUUGAUGUACCUACCAGAUGGAAUUCCACCUAUUUGAUGUUAGAAGCUGCGACAUGUCUUAAAAGGGCAUUUGAUGCUUAUGAAGAUAUUGAUCUUGCUUAUAAGAAUGAUCUUUCAAAGAAACCAUUUGAUGGGGUUCCUAUUGAAUCUGAUUGGGAUAGGGCAAAGAUGCUAUUGAAGUUUUUGAAGCAUUUUUACAAUCUCACAUUGUGCAUUUUCGGUUCUUCAUAUGUCACAUCUAAUAUUGUGUUUUAUGAAGUAUGUGAAGUUGAUUUGCUUCUCCGACGAUGGUUGCAUAGUGAUGAUAUUGAAUUAAGUGAUAUGGCAAGAAAAAUGAAAGAAAAAUUUGACAAGUAUUGGGGAUCAAUUGAAAAGAUGAAUAUGGUUUUGUAUUAUGGUGUGAUACUUGAUCCACGUCACAAAUUGGGGUUUGUAGAAUUUUCCUUUGAUAAAUUAUAUGGUGGUAUUGGACAAAAUGAUGUAAUGAAAGAGAGGGUACGAGAUGGUCUUCAUGAGUUGUUCAAUGACUACAAGUUAAGAUAUGGACACGCUUUUCAAGGAACUUUAGAAAGCCCGGGUUCAUCGUCUAGUCGUGUUUCUUCAUCUUCUUCCUCAUCAAAAGAAAUGUUUAUGCAUGAUCAAGAGAGCGAGACUCGCAGGUUUUCUUUACAACAAAAGUACAUGAUGUACAUGACAGGAGGAAAAGAUCACGUGAAAUCAGAGUUAGAGAAGUAUCUCGGUGAGGAUGUUGAAGAGUAUAGGGAAAAGUUGAAGAAGGGAUUGUUUGCGUCAGCAUUAGCUAGAGAUCCUCCUGGAGACGUAGAACAAUUGAUGUACUUAGCUCGAAAGUAUAUCGACGAGGAAAUUAAUGGAAACAAGGACAGAGAAUGGGAUAGAGGUCAAGAUCGAGAUAGGCAAAUAUGA
Sesamum indicum (sesame) is the source of this 2256-nucleotide messenger RNA. The record is from RefSeq and is a predicted model, not a curated record. Lineage: Eukaryota; Viridiplantae; Streptophyta; Magnoliopsida; Lamiales; Pedaliaceae.